CACACCAGCAGCGGUCUGAUUCUGAAAGAGGGGCCGUGAAAACAUUAUUGUGUUCAUCUGUAUCGAGCAACUUCACGCUUUACCGAUCUAUCUACAUCAAUAAACGAACAAUGAUCGAGCAUCCGGUGACCAGCAGAUGAGCCAAAUCUGAUCGUCGCUGAAAGAAAGAGGCGAAAGUUGUGAUUUUUGACAACAUGGCUAGCUGCGGCGAGGUAAAUGUUUCUGUGGACACCCUGACUUCAGGCAAGAAGGUGAGUGGGGAUUCUGUGACGGAUGGAAGUCCGUCUCCUUCCCUUCCCGUUCCGGAAUGUGCUAUCUGCCUGCAGAGCUGCGUCCACCCAGUAUGUCUGCCGUGCCAUCAUAUUUUCUGCUUCCUCUGCGUCAAGGGAGCUUCCUGGCACAGCAAACGCUGUGCCCUCUGUAGACAGGAAAUACCCGAGGAUUUCCUGGAACGGCCCACUUUGCUUUCACCCGAAGAGCUGAAGGCUUCGGCAACAGGUGGGCACGGUACGGGGGCCAGUGGCCACGCGUGGUACUAUGAAGGACGUAACGGCUGGUGGCAAUACGAUGAGCGGACUAGCCGAGAACUAGAGGAUGCGUUUAGCAAGGGCAAAAAGAGUGCAGAGAUGCUAAUCGCCGGCUUCCUCUAUGUAGCCGACCUGGAGAACAUGGUGCAGUACAGGAGGAACGAACAUGGACGUAGGCGUAGGAUGAAGAGAGAUGUGGUGGACAUUCCUAAGAAAGGUGUGGCUGGACUUCGACUCGAUCCAGAUCCCAGCUCAGGGGUAGGAUCGGGAACAGUACCUGUUGGAGUGGCUGCAGUUGCAGAUUUAAACACAAGUGUGGACGGAGCUGCGGUUGAACGAGAAAGCUUGGCGGAUGGAGCGGACACUAGCGCAAACGGAGGGCGUCCUCAAGGCGUCUUUGCGCCUGCUCCCGUAAGACCGUCAACCGUCUUGGGUGGUCACCUGACUGGCCCUGCGGUGUCCUCCAGUGGCAUACAACUUGUUCAGGCACUCGCACAACUGAAUAUCAACUCCGUCGAGCCUGGAACAGACGAAGAUGAUGUCGAUGAUGAAGAAGACUCUGUUACUCCGGAUGCCUCAAGAUAUGAAUCUGAAUCCGGCACAAGCGAGGAUGAAGACGAGUCCAUUGGGGACGAAGGUGGAGUCGAUAGUGCGGAAAGCUCCCGGGGUAGGCAUAGACUGCAGCAGUUGGACAGACCGCCCCCUGGUGGUGGCCCUGCACAUAGCAGCGAUCGCUCCGGGUGCCCUGAUGGUCAGUGCACCGUUACGAAAGUCUGACCCCUGCACAACCACUGGACUCCUACCCAACAACCACAACCGCUGAGUAUUUUAAACCAAUCUCUGAAAUGCAAAAAAUUACAUGAAUGAACCAUUGAUUCGCAGAUUAGGAUAGGAUGGAGACUUGGUACAGAUGGAUUUAGUGUAAGAAUAGUACUUGUAUUUCUCAGUCUUAGGAGAAUGUACCAGGGCUGCGCUAUUUGAAUGGAAAUUACAGGCAAAACUACAAUAAAACUUGCUUUUUAUCAUACCUAUAAUCCUGAGAAUUAGUCCAGACAGUACAUUGUCAAGGUUUGCUUUAAAUCUAAGUGAGUAUUGCCAAUAAAAGCUGAUCAUUUGCAUUGCAUGAUGGUAAAACAUGUACUCAGUUAUUUUCGCAAUGUACAUCAACCAGUGUGCUAUGCAAUUUAUAAAAAUAAGAACGCCAAGCGUUAAUGAAGACAAACCUAUUUUAGUCAAUUUCAUAAAAAUCUGUCCUGGUCACAUUUAACGCCCAACAAUAAGGUCCCAUUUGUUAACAUUAACAACAUUAGUUAAAAUGAAAUAACAAUGAAAAAACUUUUACGCCAUUUGUUAAUAUUAGCAUGUCAUUUCAACAGAUAAAAUCAACAUUUGUAUUCGUUUACAUUCAUUAAUGCACUAUGAACUAACAUGAACUAAUAAUGAGGUUGAUGUUCAUUGUUAAUGAUACCUAAUGGAUUAACAUAUGUUAACGAAUGGAAACUUAUUGUAAAGUGUUACCAAAAAUUCGUAUUCCUUAUGAUUUGGUGGCGAAAUGUGACCCAGACAUGUUCUUGAAGUUGAAUGAGAUUCAUGAGAUUUUUUUUAUGUUUCCAUUAGGAGAUUUCAUUAUGUGUAGCCAGACUCAACAACAUCAUUCAGUGCUUAAGCGGUCACACAAUAAUUAAAUUAAUGUACUGUGGUGUAAUAAACUUUAAAUCUCUUAAUAAAGUAUGUCAUAUCAGUUUUACAUAGAGGAUUCUGCCAUGGCAUCAGAAAACAAUGAGCCACUUACACUAUUUUAGUAUGAUCAAAUUAAACUACAUCUUUGAGGAAAAUUGUACGCAUUGAAUCUGGUUUCAUUGGUUGAACGUCACAUUUACGCUGCAGAUACGUAAUUAAAAUAAGAAUUUAUAUUUAAGUUCUUUGUGAUCCGUCAUUUUCAUUUGAUUGUGGUAUUACAUUUCUAGAUCUAUAAUUGGUGAGAUCCUAAAGAACCAAGGAUUUAUUGUAGUUUUGCCAAAGAUUCCUCUUCAACUCAUUCUUGUCAUCAGACAUCGACCCAUCAUUUACAUUUUUUUUAUGAGAGGUUUAAAAUCAAAACUCUUAAAGGUGUGCGUGUGUGCAUUUUCUGAUAUUUUAAACAUCUUGUCUUUAUUCUAUUUGUCUCAUCUUGGUGUGCUUAUCUGUUCCAUGAUUUUGCAUGUGUUGCUGUGAGCGAUGGAAGGAGCCUUGGACUACGACAAACUUUAGGAAAGGGGCGAGUUUUAUCGGAUGUUGUAAUUGUAGUGUAGCCCUCAGACUGCUACAAACAGAGCACGAGAGUGGUUUUCAUGCAUAAGAGUCCGUUUUGAUGUUUUUUGAAGUUUUAAUGUUCAUUUCAAUCAUGAUAAUUCUCAUAUUCAUUCGUUCAUGUUCUUUGAUGUCACUGAAACAAAUUGAAAACUAAAUUCGAGAAUAUCUUCUUUUGGUGUAUUUUUGUUUUUAAUGUGUUGUUUUGUUACCAGUUUUAUCUGAAAAAUAAAGUGUUGU
Messenger RNA from Xyrauchen texanus (razorback sucker), 3056 nucleotides. Its product is annotated as E3 ubiquitin-protein ligase rnf146-like. The record is from RefSeq and is a predicted model, not a curated record. Lineage: Eukaryota; Metazoa; Chordata; Actinopteri; Cypriniformes; Catostomidae. The transcript is spliced from 2 exons. Gene Ontology annotation, molecular function: zinc ion binding; ubiquitin protein ligase activity; poly-ADP-D-ribose binding. Bases 195 to 1304 code for a protein of 369 amino acids. Gene Ontology annotation, biological process: Wnt signaling pathway; ubiquitin-dependent protein catabolic process. Gene Ontology annotation, cellular component: cytoplasm; nucleus.